Messenger RNA from Scylla paramamosain (green mud crab), 2706 nucleotides. RefSeq names its product cell division cycle-associated protein 3-like. Lineage: Eukaryota; Metazoa; Arthropoda; Malacostraca; Decapoda; Portunidae. The record is from RefSeq and is a predicted model, not a curated record. The transcript has 6 exons. The coding region runs from base 177 to 920 and encodes 247 amino acids.
AGAAAAAAAAAUGAAAUUACAAUCGGCUCGUAUCCCCUUGAGGCCUCAAGGCGGCAGUUUGUUUACAUUUUCAAACCAGAAGAGAAGGACGGGUGACCUGCGCAGGCUUGACCCCUUCUGACCUACACUUUCCUCGCCACAUCCGCGUCUCACACUGCAUCCCAGCACCAGGAAUCAUGGGUGGCCUCACCAGCAAGUACCUGGAGGAGAUGAUGCACACGCCCCCUCGUAGCACCCACGUCCUUAAGAGCGACCCCCGUUCCCCCUCAGACAACAUCACCAGGACACCUAUCUCUGUAACAGACACCCCAGACAGGACAAGCAACGGCACCCCAGCGACCAAGGUGCUUCCCUUUGACCCACGCUCACCCACUACCGAGAUGGAUCGCACACCCAUUGUAGUGGAGACAAAGGAAACACGCAGGCGCCCGUUCUCCCUCAAGCCAUCUCGACUCAUUGACCCCAACACAGUGGCCACCAGUGAGGACCUAGACCCACGCUCCCCCACCUCCAGAGUUCCCAGGACACCUCUUAGUGACCAGACCCACUCAUUCACGAACAAGGAAGCAGGUGAGGAGAGAGUAAGUGCCAAGGAGGUGCAGGAUGUGGAGAAAGAAGAGCAGAAGACUGAAGAGGAGGAGAAAGAUGAUCAGGACUCCUCUGUCUCCUCUUCGUCUAGCAAUGAGGAGAACAAGGAGGUGCUGAAUGAAACUCCACAGAAGGAGUUCUUGAACCUGGCAGGGAGCAACAAGAGGAGCACGAACACCAGCCGCAACCCACAGAGCAUCCUGCAGGCCAGACAAUGCCAGGCCAUAGAGGCAGAGUACACUAAGAACCAGCAGGUCAUCUUCACACAGCUGGCAGAGGAGACCAAGACACCCAAGCUGCCCUCCAACACGCAGUUUGUAGAGAAUAUAUAGGAUGUCCACCCAAAACAGCUGAUAAAGAACAAGCUGAGCUGGUCUCCGAUGCUAAAACUUGCCCAAAACAGGUUAUCUUCAUACAGCUGAUAGAAAACAAGAUAUUUGAGCUGCCCUCCAACAUGUAGUUUGUAGAGAAUAUAUAAGAUUUUCACCCAAGACAGCUGGUAGAGAACAUGAUAUCUAAGCUACCCUCCAAUGCUCAAUUUUUAAGAUAGAGGGGUUAUCUUCACACAGCUAACAGAAAACAAGAUAUUUGAGCUGUUCUCCAAGAUACAGUUUGUAGAGAAAAUAAGAUUUUCACCCAAAAACAGCUGGAAACUCUUCACACAGCUGACAAAAGAGCAAGACAUCAAACUGCCCUCCAACACUAAGAAACUUGCCAAGACAGGUUAUUUUCUCACAGCUGAUAGAAAACAAGAUAUUCAAGCAGCCCACCAACAUGCAGUUUGUGGAGAAUAUAUAAGAUUUCUGCCCAAGACAGCAUCAUCUUUACGUAGCUGAUAGGGAACAAGACAUCCAAGGAGGAUAUAUAAGAUUUUUGCCCAAGACAUUAAGUUAUCUUCACCCUCCAACCCUCUGUUUAUGAGGAAUAUAUUUAAGGUUUCCGCCCAAGACAACCAGCAGUGCAAACCAUAUAUCAAAUGCUUUGCUCUAUAUAUUAAUGGUAAUAUGGGAAGAUUUGGUUAAUGGUUAGGUUAGCUUAGGUUUAAUCUCGACAGGUUUUGCUUGUGUAUUCUGAUUCCUUGUGCUACCCAUGUAUAUAUUUACUCCCCCAGUAUACAAACAUGCCUGUGCCUUAUAACAUUAAGUGUCUUGUGGUGUCUAAGCUUCUGGUGCGGUUACACUUCAUUCUAGUGAACUCUAGUGAUGUCUCUUAAUUCAACUCAACCCUUUACUGCUAUAAUUAUUUUGUUGACAUUGAAAGCACUUAAAAAUUGUUUACCUGGACACAGAAAAAAGGAGAGUAGGUUAAUUUAGCUUUUUCCAAGUCAUAUAACUAGUUAAGAGAUUAAUACAAACAAAAAUCAUAUAAGUUGUAAACCAUUAUAAGAAAUCCUUGAUAGUUAUUUGCCUUUCCCAUGUUAAAAAACUAUCUAAAAAAGAGCAAGAGAUUAGCUUUCUCUCUUCCAGAUUACAUAACUAUGUAAGAGACUGUAGUACAAACAGACAAGUAUCAAAUAAGUUGUAGAACAUUAUGAGAAACAGUUUAUAGCAGUGAAAGGGUUGGUAAGCUAAAGAGGAAUCCCAAUCAUGCAGUGCUUGUAUCAGCUGGGCAGGGGCUGGCUUUUUUGUAUCUGAAUACCCAAACAGGCUGCUUCAGGUCCCAGUAACAUCCUAGCAAUACUCUGGGUACAAUGGCUGGCUCAUUUUAAGGGUCUGACAAACAUUAAGCUACUUUAUAUACUAUUAACUUCCUAGCAAUACUCUGGGUACAAUAACAAACUGAUUCAAGAGUACUUUCCUUUAUGAAGACCCAAGGCAAACACUAAGCUGCUUUGGGUACUGGUUACUUCCUAGCAAUACUUUGGGUACAAUAGCUGGCUGAUUCCAAGGGUUAUUUGCUAUGUUGUUUUCUCAGCUGUAUACUCUGGGGUUGGGUUCAUCUCUGAAAAUAUAAUCGUGCCAUUCUCCUCUGCUCUGUUUGGGGAGUCUUAUGUGUUGAUUACCAAGUGCCACAAGAGGAGAGGUGAUGGGGUGUGUUCAUAUUGAGUUAUUCUUCUUAUGUCUGUCCUUCUUUCUUGCUAGUUGCAUAUACUGGUGAAUAAUAAAUACUAUACUGAAA